Messenger RNA from Trifolium pratense (red clover), 540 nucleotides. RefSeq lists its product as uncharacterized. Gene Ontology annotation, molecular function: RNA-DNA hybrid ribonuclease activity; nucleic acid binding. The transcript is spliced from 2 exons. The record is from RefSeq and is a predicted model, not a curated record. Bases 1 to 540 code for a protein of 179 amino acids. NCBI's taxonomy places the organism in Eukaryota, Viridiplantae, Streptophyta, Magnoliopsida, Fabales, Fabaceae.
AUGGUUGUGCUCUGGAGAACUGAUCCUUCAGUCCAGCCGAGAGUGGAGGAACACAAGUGGAAAAAACUGGCGACAGGGUGGGUAAAAUGCAAUGUUGAUGCGUCUUUUUCAUCGUUAAGUAAUAGAGUUGGUAUCGGUAUAUGUAUUAGAGACGAGCUUGGUGCUUAUGUAUUAGGAAAAUAUGAACAAUUCACUUUGUUAUGUGAUGUGAAGAUUGGCAAAGCUCUCGAUCUACUUUCCGCUCUUAAUUGGGCGCACGAGUUGAAUUUGGGUCCUGUUGAUUUAGAACUUGAUUCGAAAGUUGUGGUGGAUAAAUUUCAUUCCAACAAGAGUGAUGAUACUGAGCUGGGAGAUAUUAUUUCGCAUUGUAGACAACUCUUUUUUAAUUUUUAUAAUAACUCUAGUGUGAAGUUUAUCAGGCGACAAGCAAAUAAGGUGGCUCAUAGAUUAGCUAAGGCGGGCUCAUAUAUAGUUAGUCCUCAAAUUAUGGUUGACAUCCCUUAUUGUAUUGAACGCCUCUUGAUUAAUGAUAUGCUAUAA